UUCCAGUUGUAUUUUGCUCGUUUUCCGGGAAUUAUUCGGGACUUUAAGUGGUGUUUUAGUUGUGAAGCGAGUGCACUUGUCUCGCCGCGCCAUUGCCCAUGAGUGAGUUUCUGUGCGAGUUGCGCCCUCCAGGGCUGACGGGCGGUGCUAGGUUCGUUUAAUUUCCAGCGGCAAGUUAUGCCGGAGAUAGCGUGAUGAUGUGUCUUCAGUUGGAGACACCUGACUGACAGGGGGAUCCGUGGUCAGACAAAGUCUAUGGACUCAGAGAGCGGGUGUGAAAGCUACAGACCCCAUACAAAUCCUGUGAACGCAGUACGAUGCCGUAAACAGGGGUAGGGGCAAGCUGGACAACCCAAAACAAACAUUACUCGAACGGCGGACGCGAAAUGCACAAGGCUAAGUUCUAGGCAGUAAAGUGUGAUUCGAAUCGCUUCUGGCUUGAUCAUUAAUCUAGAAAUGAAUUGAACGCGACCCAAGGAUUAUUAGACAUUUCCACCUUCCACCACCCACUCCUCCAAGUUCAAAUAGGGACGCCGGUGAAUGGUGGAAGGAUCAAAGCAUUCAAACCAUAAAAUAUGUCGUUUCUUGGCGUAUUUUCAAGUUAUUUGUUGGCAGAGAAAAUUUUCUUGAGAUGGUCUACACGACAAAACAUGAACGACGUAUUAUCAAUUUGCAAUAACUGAUCUGGAUUGAAGUACUAGAACAGAAAUAUAAAGCAAAAGAGCAACCAAGUAUUUUGAAAAAUCUGCUAAAUAAGCUGACAACUUUUCAGUAUUAUUAUCAAGGGAAAAUCCAUGAAAUUCAAUUGAGUGUUAUUUCCAAUCGGCCCGUUAUGUAUGGGUAUGUGUAUAAAAAAUAGUUGUAUUUAAUAAAUAUUUUGAGUGAACAAUCAGUUCGUUAAUUAGUACGGGCGUAUAUAUAUACAAAAAAAUAUAAUCAUUCACGUGCGUGUUUACUUUUGGAUUGAAAAAAGUGAUAUUAAAAAUGAAUGACCAAAUUGUAACAAUCAGCCUAUCCGAAGCACCGAAUUUAGGCGGACAUUCCGAGAAUAAUCCGUCGAUUACGCUUGGCACUAAAGCUAAUUCAACGACAGUUUCGGAUAGUCCAGUAACUGAUCCUGGUUCUGAUACUAAGGCAAUGGAUAUGACCAGCUCUAUUAUAGGAUCUCGCACUAAAAUGCAAGAUACCAAACAAUCAGGAGCUUUGAAAAAAAGUAGCCGGUACCGGAGUAGAUCCCUCUCAGCUUCUUCAACAGAUUCAUAUAGCUCAGCCUCCUAUACCGGAAGUAGUUCCGAAGAUGAUGACGUCUCACCACGGGAAAAGGUUCAAAAAAAUUCGAAAAGUAGCUCAGACUUUUGUGUACGAAAUAUAAAACAGCAUCAGUUUGGCAGGCGAGAAAUUGAGAUAGCUGAGCAAGAAAUGCCUGGAAUAAUGGCGUUGCGAAAACGCGCCUCGGACGAUAAGCCAUUGAAAAAUGCACGGAUUGUUGGAUGCACACAUAUCAAUGCUCAGACUGCAGUCCUAAUUGAGACCCUAGUGGAACUAGGUGCAACAAUACGAUGGGCUGCAUGUAAUAUUUAUUCCACGCAGAACGAGGUUGCGGCUGCUCUAGCCGAGGCGGGCUACCCCAUUUUUGCAUGGCGGGGCGAAACUGAAGAGGAUUUUUGGUGGUGCAUUGAUAAGUGCGUUAAUGCCGAAAAUUGGCAACCCAAUAUGAUUUUGGAUGAUGGCGGGGACGCAACACAUUUGAUGCUUAAAAAAUAUCCUGCCAUGUUCAAAAUGGUGAAAGGUAUUGUUGAGGAGAGUGUAACUGGCGUCCAUCGGUUGUAUCAGCUAUCUAAGUCCGGAAAGCUAACAGUCCCGGCAAUGAACGUUAAUGACUCCGUCACCAAAACCAAAUUUGAUAAUCUGUACAGCUGUAAAGAGUCCAUUAUUGAUAGUUUAAAGCGCUCAACGGAUGUGAUGUUCGGUGGUAAACAGGUGGUGAUCUGCGGUUAUGGAGAAGUUGGGAAAGGAUGUGCUCAGGCCCUGAAAGGACUCGGUUGUAUUGUCUAUAUUACAGAAAUUGACCCCAUCUGCGCUCUUCAGGCAAGUAUGGAUGGAUUCCGUGUUGUGAAACUAAACGAGGUCAUCCGAAAUGUUGAUAUCGUUGUAACGGCAACUGGAAACAAGAACGUUGUAAUUCGCGAUCAUAUGGACAAAAUGAAAAAUGGCUGCAUAAUUUGCAAUAUGGGUCAUUCAAAUACGGAAAUUGAUGUGAAUAGUCUUCGCACUCCUGAUCUCACUUGGGAAAAGGUUCGAUCGCAAGUUGAUCACAUUGUAUGGCCUGACGGUAAACGUAUUAUCCUCUUGGCGGAGGGGCGAUUGGUGAAUCUGUCGUGUUCUAGUAUACCGUCAUUUGUUGUAUCAGUUACAUCAGCUACCCAGGCGCUUGCGUUGAUUGAACUUUUCAACGCCCCACAAGGGCGGUAUAAAUCUGAUGUGUAUUUAUUGCCGAAGAAAAUGGAUGAAUACGUGGCAAGUCUUCAUCUUCCGACAUUCGAUGCACAUCUGACGGAACUAACCGACGAACAGGCCAAAUACAUGGGGCUGAAUAAAGCCGGGCCUUUCAAGCCGAACUAUUAUAGGUAUUAAAUAAAUAUUACCAGGAGAAGGGGGACAACGGACGAUAUUUCAUUAACUGGAAGAAAACAAUUAUUGGCCUUAGUUAAAAAUUUAUUAACAGCAGGUUUACCACUGAUUAAAAACAAAAGAAAGUAAAAUAAAUAAUGGUAAUGAAAUUGUUAUAUUGAGACAAUACUGUCUCGCUAGACCUAGAGUUGUGUGUGGUAAUAGGCUACAAUUAUAAUACACAAUACAAAAAAAGGGCGUUCUAAUGUGAGAAACUCUCGAACAUGAAAGUCUACCGAAGUAAACCUCCCAAUUGUACUGUCUCAGUACAUCAUAUACAUUAGGAAUCGAGA
Molecule: messenger RNA, 2963 nt
Organism: Hermetia illucens (black soldier fly)
Lineage: Eukaryota; Metazoa; Arthropoda; Insecta; Diptera; Stratiomyidae
Product: adenosylhomocysteinase-like 1
Exons: 12
Coding region: 985-2634 (549 amino acids)
Biological process (GO): L-methionine cycle
Cellular component (GO): cytosol
Source: RefSeq, a predicted model, not a curated record